Molecule: messenger RNA, 3661 nt
Organism: Hipposideros armiger (great roundleaf bat)
Lineage: Eukaryota; Metazoa; Chordata; Mammalia; Chiroptera; Hipposideridae
Gene: FAR2
Product: fatty acyl-CoA reductase 2
Exons: 12
Coding region: 217-1824 (535 amino acids)
Biological process (GO): long-chain fatty-acyl-CoA metabolic process
Cellular component (GO): peroxisome
Molecular function (GO): alcohol-forming very long-chain fatty acyl-CoA reductase (NADP+) activity
Source: RefSeq, a predicted model, not a curated record
UGAACAGGCAAGGAAGAGAGUUACUGGGCUGGCUGGAGUGAUUGACCCUGACUACCAAGAGGAGGUUGGACUGCCACUCCACAGGAAGAGUAUGUCUGCAAUACAGGGGAUCCCUUAGGGCAUCUCUCAGUAUUACCAUGCCCUGUGAUUAACGACAGUGCAGAACUGCAACAACCCCAUUCAGGGAGGAUUACUGAUGGCCCAGACCCUUCAGGAAUGAAGGGUCAUCUCACCAGGAACCUUUUUCCGGAGCCACAAAAGACAAAGGGAAGAGUCAUGUCCACGAUUGCAGCUUUCUAUAGUGGCAAGUCCAUUCUCAUUACUGGGGCUACAGGCUUCUUGGGCAAAGUGUUGAUGGAGAAGCUAUUUCGCACCAGCCCUGACCUGAAAGUCAUUUACAUCCUUGUGAGGCCCAAGGCUGGCCAGACACUGCAGCAGAGAGUUUUCCAAAUCCUAAAUAGUAAGCUAUUUGAAAAAGUCAAAGACGUUUGUCCAAACGUGCAUGAGAAGAUCAGAGCUAUUUAUGCGGAUCUCAAUCAGAACGACUUGGCUAUCAGCAAGGAGGACAAGCAGGAGCUUCUCUCCUGUACAGACAUUGUCUUCCACUGUGCCGCCACUGUCCGCUUUGACGACCACCUGAGACAUGCCGUGCAACUUAACGUCACCGCCACCCAGCAGCUCUUGCUCAUGGCCAGUCAGAUGCCAAAGCUUGAAGCCUUCAUACAUAUUUCUACUGCCUUUUCAAACUGUAACCUGAAGCACAUCGAUGAAGUCAUCUAUCCAUGCCCCGUGGAGCCCAAAAAAAUCAUCGACUCCAUGGAGUGGUUAGACGAUGCUAUUAUUGAUGAGAUCACACCCAAGCUGAUCGGGGAUCGGCCCAACACGUACACCUACACCAAGGCCUUGGGAGAGAUGGUGGUGCAGCAGGAGAGCAGUAACCUAAACAUCGCCAUCGUCCGGCCCUCCAUUGUUGGAGCAACCUGGCAGGAGCCCUUCCCAGGUUGGGUUGAUAACCUAAAUGGACCUAGUGGGCUCAUUAUUGCGGCUGGGAAAGGAUUUCUCCGAGCCAUAAGAGGUACUCCAAAGGCUGUGGCAGAUUUAAUUCCGGUUGAUACAGUCGCCAACCUCACCUUGGCUGUAGGAUGGUACACCGCAGUUAACAGACCCAAAUCAACGUUAAUCUACCACUGUACAUCUGGUAACUUCAAUCCCUGUUACUGGGGCAAAAUGGGAUUCCAAGUCUUGGCAGCCUUUGAAAAAAUCCCAUUUGAGAGAGCUUUUAGGAGGCCAUAUGCUGACUUCACAACCAACACCAUCACAACCCAGUAUUGGAAUGCAGUCAGCCACCGAGCCCCUGCCAUCAUCUAUGACUUCUAUCUCCGGCUCACAGGAAGGAAACCCAGGAUGACAAAGCUCAUGAACCGGCUUUUAAGAACCGUUUCCAUGCUGGAGUACUUCCUUAACCGGAGUUGGGAAUGGAGCACGUACAAUACAGAAAUGCUGAUGUCCGAGCUGAGUCCUGAGGACCAGAGAGUAUUCAACUUUGACGUGCGUCAGUUGAACUGGUUGGAAUACAUUGAAAAUUAUGUUUUAGGAGUUAAGAAGUACUUAUUGAAAGAGGAUAUGGCUGGGGUUCCCAAAGCAAAGCAACACUUAAAAAGGCUCCGAAAUAUUCACUACCUCUUUAACACCGCCCUCUUCCUCAUUGCCUGGCGCCUUCUCAUUGCAAGAUCUCAGAUGGCUCGGAACGUCUGGUUCUUCAUCGUGAACUUCUGUUACAAAUUCCUCUCCUACUUUAGAGCAUCCAGCACACUCAAGGUUUAAGAACAUUUGGCAGUCUCCUUGGAUCUGGAACCUCUCAGAUACCUCUAAAACAGCAAACUGUGGUUCUCAAGAUUAGGAAGUUAUCAAAGAACAUGCCCAGCCUCAUUACCCAUCAAAUAUGCUGUCAGAUAUGUAUCCCUGUUUCUUAACUAUAUAUUCUUUUUAUUGCAGUGAGAGAAGGAAAGUCAUUUGCUAGCCUAUAACCACACACAUUUUAGGAAAAAAUUAUUUCCAGAUCGUUUCCUAAUACUAUUCUAUGUCCUUGAAUAUAAAACACCAAAGUACACCUAUCUUUCCAUAUUUAGCCUCUUUCUCCUUGAGCAGACUAAUUUCAACUCAAUAAACAUAAGGACACAUAGAAGCUGAAAUAUGCUAAAGAAAGUCAGUUCUAUCCUUGGAACCAUUCUGCAGCAUCCAGUACAAAGGUUUAUAAUUAAGAGAAGUGGAAGAAUGGUCUCAACAUCCUCACAAAUGCUGUAAGAGAACUAAUUAUCCACUGAAAAAUCCCUGCUUCUUUUUUUGUGUUAUACUGUGUGUGAGUCCUGGUUGAGGGUUAAGGGAAUUAGAAAAGUGAGCUUAAACUUAACAUUUUCUUAACUAUACCCAUUUCUGCAACCUAAAAUGAACCAAGAGGUGGAAAUAAUUAUAUUGCCCAAGCAUAUUUGCAUUGAAACUCAGUUUAUUAUGCUUUUAAGUAAAAAUUAGUUCUCAUAAUUUGAAUUUGACAACUAUUAUUUCUAAAUUAUUUGAAUCACCAGUUUUCCUGAUUACCAUCUCUCAAGAGUUUCCUUCUUGUUCAUUAAAGUCACCAAACCUCUUAUAUUUAAACUUAUUUUGCUCAGGCCUUAAUUAGAGUGGCUAGAUGGAGAGGAAGGUCCUAGGCUAGAAUCAUAUAAAAACCCAAUCCCCUGAUCUUUGCCAUUGAGGAAAGGAAAAUUUCAAAGAAAAUUUUAUAUGCUAGCUUUAGUCUUUUUCUACAAAGUGGGGAAGAUUACUCUUCUGUGAUCACCAGGAUUUGCUAGUAUCUUGAUCGCUCCAAUUGCACAAUAUUAACUGUCCGACAUACAGCAGAAAAGGAUAGACUUCAUUGACUCUAAAUUUAGAGAAUAGGUGUUGUGUUGUUGGUUUAGAAUUAUUGUAUGUAUAAGGCAAAUGAAUUAGUAAAAGCUAAUUUAUUCUCAAAUUUCUAUAUUAAUAAUAUAACUUAUCCCAACUUUCCUACCUGAGAGAUCAGUGCAUGUUGGACUGCAAUAUUUCAUGUUAAAAACAUGGAAUAUUAUUCAAAUAUAAUAUCUGGGGCAUAAGCAACUAAAAAUAAUCACAACUACUAGAAAAGUACAUGAGUAUAAAUGUUAACAACAGCAGUUAUAUUUAUGCUUAUUUUCUGGAAUAAUUGGUAAUACUCAGAAAGGCACAUUCAGGUAGUUGAAGUAUAGAAGGCCUUCAGAGCGGGCUUCUAGCAUUAUUAAUACUUGAGAUUUUUAUGAACCCAAAAAGGGCAUUUUGGGGGAACUCUUCUGGACAAUGUCUUUCCCAAUCUCAUCUAAGUUCUGGGAACUACUUUCCAGGACACAAAACUCAGCUCUGAAACAAAACACCUGGUGAUCUUUAGUUUGAGCUGUCUAUACAAUAUUUUUUAGUUAUUUUGAUUAAGAUACAAACUACAGAUACAGUAAAAGUAAAAUGAAGAUAUAAUUCAAUGAUUGGAUAAAACAUAAUUCUAAAAGUUUACUGUCUUUUAAUUAUUGUAUGUUUCACUAAUUCAACAAAUUCCACUGAUCAAGUAUUUGACUUUUGAUUAAAUGAGAAUUUGAAUUAAAAAUGUUUCUCUCUUCUA